AUGACAACGCGCCCCAUGGUCUUCAUUUGCAGGGCAUUUGCUUCUGCUCGGCCCAAGACUAGACUUAGUAGUGAUUCGUUCGGAUCCCUCCAUCGUACCGAUAUUCCUGUUGAGCGACUUGUUCGUUCGAAAGGUGUAGACUUCGAAGCGGCAACACAACCUCGGAAGAUAAAAGAACUCUCAAUACCGCUAGCACUUUCAAAAAAGAAACGUGAAGAGCUUGAGAAGCAGCAAUCAAAGGAGCCGAUUCCACCUGGACACAAGUGCUUUAUAGAAUGUUCUCGACCAGAAUUCAAUCUACUGGAGUCCAGACCUGAUCUUCGCACACCGCUAUGUAGUCAGUACUGGGAUAAAAACAAAUACAAAGACGAAUGGUUCGUUAUAAGAAGAAAAACUAAGGCAUCAUCGAGUCAGUUCGUCAAGUGGGAGAACGCAUGGGAACAUUACGUUCCUGAUCGUCUUGAUCCACUGGUGAGGGAAACUCUGGAGGAGCUGAAGUUAAAGAUCCCCACACAAGUUCAGUCACAGUGUCUCCAAGUGUUCCCUUCUCAUUAUCAUCUGUUCAUAGCCGCAGAGACUGGAUCUGGGAAAACAAUAGCCUAUUUAGCUCCAUUAAUCACUAGAUUAUUGAAGCAAAAGCGAAAAAAUGUGAAGGUGAAGGAACGAGGUGCGUUUUCAAGAAUUAUCUGUCAUUCUUGUCGUCACCUCAUCGCUGAAGGAACAGAUAUUCUCGGUAGCGUCGAAGUUUGCAUCAAAAGCGGGACUCGUCGUCUCUAUGUGCAACUCGAAAAUGAGUCAUUCCGUAAGUUGAGAUUAAUUCUACACCAUGUGUCAUGGAAACGAGUCCAUGACGCAUGUGCUCGUAACGCUCUCGAAGACGAUUUCACGGAC
Molecule: messenger RNA, 891 nt
Organism: Ostertagia ostertagi
Lineage: Eukaryota; Metazoa; Nematoda; Chromadorea; Rhabditida; Trichostrongylidae
Source: the annotation of a GenBank genome assembly